AUGUUCGCACAAAUCCACCAGCGUACGUCGGAGAACAUGGUCACGGGUCUGACAAAAUCGACGAUGAAGUUCAAGCAAUUAAACUCUGUCGGAGCGUUUCCACUCUAUUUAUUACGUGUGGAUAUUCGAUUGGCUUCAGUGGAUUAUGUUCGGAGGAAACAAGCGUACACCGAACGAACAGGUGGUCAUGAAGGAUCUUCAAACUUGUAUGAACUUGGUACUCAUCUUAAGGUUAUGAUUGCUUCUCUGGCCUAUGCGUUUUCUACACAUCCAAUUCUACUUACACAUGGUGAGGUUUUAGGUCAUUAUGUCCGAAAAUGGCUGGUAAUCGGCCAGGAUAUCGGUGACGACGAGAGUUCUGAAGGCAUUAUUGCUAAGUUCUGGAUCACACGGUGGACGUGA
Messenger RNA from Opisthorchis viverrini, 402 nucleotides. RefSeq lists its product as hypothetical. The coding region runs from base 1 to 402 and encodes 133 amino acids. The record is from RefSeq and is a predicted model, not a curated record. The transcript has a single exon. Lineage: Eukaryota; Metazoa; Platyhelminthes; Trematoda; Opisthorchiida; Opisthorchiidae.